UGUUCCCUUGAAAUGGAGUCGAAUGCGGCCCUUAAGUCCACAAAUGCUACAUACAGUCCGUUACCUCUACAAUUUCUGUAUUUUUCCGCAAGAAAACUUAGUAGCAAACUAUGGUCCAGAACGGAGCGCCCUACUCUAAAACCGGCCUGUUCGUCUCCAAAAAAGAUGGCCAGGGCUCAGCUUGGCUCUGGGAAGGUGGCUCUUUUCAGCCAGAAGAAACAUGGGGGCCUCACCUACCGCAUCCCAGCUCUGCUGUACCUGCCCUCUGAGUCCACUUUCCUGGCAUUUGCAGAGGAGCGCUCAUCGCCCAGAGACGAAGAUGCGAAGUUCCUGGUGAUGAGGCGAGGGCAGAAGGAAGGGACGUCUGUCCAGUGGGGUCCUCAGGAAACCCUAAUGAUGGCUACGCUGCCCGAGCAUCGCACCAUAAACCCUUGCCCCGUGUACGAGGAGAAGAGCGGCACCGUUUUCCUCUUCUUCAUCUGCGUGCUGGAUCACGUCACAGAAGAGCAACAGAUUGUGAUGGGGAGAAACGCCGUCAGGCUCUGCUAUGUCUCGAGCCAAGAUGGCGGCCGCAUGUGGAGCCGAACGGUGGACCUAACCAAGCGGAUGUUUGAAGAUGACCAGAGAAACUGGGCCACCUUUGCUGUAGGGCCGGGCCACGGUGUGCAGUUGACUUCAGGACGUUUGGUGAUUCCAGCGUAUGCCUACUACAUCCACAAGCGCUUGUUUGGACACCCGCUCUGCUGCUGGACAAAGCCUCAUUGCUUCAUUUUCUACAGCGAUGACCGAGGACUGAGCUGGGCCCGGGGCCAGCUCCUUCCCAGCUUGCGGACAACAGAGUGCCAAGUUGCUGAGGUCACCUGCCAGGGCGAUAGCAAUGUGUUAUACAUCAACGCCCGUAAUUCUGGUUGGGACCAGUGCCGGGUUGAGGCCUUCAGCAUGGACAGUGGAGGCCAAUUUCAGGGAGCCUUCCUUUGCAGGGGGCUGAGUGAGACACCGCAUGGAUGUCAGGGCAGUGUAGUGAGUUUUACCCCAUUGUCUGAGGUCUCAGAUGUGAACCAAGAGGAAGAUGAAGGUGAAUCAUCUCAUCUGUUGGGCGUUGAUCAUGCCCCAGCCUCCCUCAAAAGCACUAAAUCAUGGCUAAUUUUCCCCCAUCCCACAAGCAGGCACAAGCGCAUGGAUCUGGGCAUCUACCUGAACACCUCCCCACUAGAGAAGGGCUGCUGGAAAGCCCCCUGGGUGCUGAAUAAAGGGCCCAGCGGCUACUCAGACCUAGCUGUCUGUGAAGAGGGGAAAUCGUUGCUUGUUGGCUGUUUGUUUGAAUGUGGGGCCUUAAGUGAGUUAGAAGAGAUUGCCUUUCAGCUUUUCAGUGACGCUGAUCUUCUGAAGAAUCUACGGCAGGUGCGGGGGCCCUGUGGUCCUUCGGGACUCUGACUCCCAUCUGCCCCAGCCAUCAUGGCCAGUGGUCAGGAAUGCUGGGAGUUGUAGUUCAGCAACAUCUGAGAGGACACAGUCACCCCUGAUCUACGGGAAGGAUGCUCAUGUCCUUGGAAGCCUUUUGAAUGGUGUUCUGCUGCUACCUCGGGUUCACCUCUAGAAAACAAACAGCAGAAGAAGCCUUCUACCAGGUCGCGUGAUUUGUCCAUUUAGGCCAGUAUUGUUUACCCUGAACUGCAGCAGCUCUCUAGGGUCUCUGGUAGAGUCUUUCCCCAUACAAACAUGCCUCUGUCCAUUCCAACAUUGGUUUGCCCUUACAGCUGUGGUUUUCUGUUCUGCUGCCAUUGGUUUAUUUUGCACAUGUCUUUCUUCUGUCAU
Rhineura floridana is the source of this 1815-nucleotide messenger RNA. RefSeq names its product sialidase-3-like. The transcript is spliced from 3 exons. The record is from RefSeq and is a predicted model, not a curated record. Gene Ontology annotation, biological process: ganglioside catabolic process; oligosaccharide catabolic process. Gene Ontology annotation, molecular function: exo-alpha-sialidase activity. NCBI's taxonomy places the organism in Eukaryota, Metazoa, Chordata, Lepidosauria, Squamata, Rhineuridae. The coding region runs from base 13 to 1434 and encodes 473 amino acids. Gene Ontology annotation, cellular component: membrane; lysosome; cytoplasm.